AUGACAUCGAAAUUUUGGAUGGGAGUGUUAUUCGGCAUCGCAACAUUUGCUGGGCUUUUGCUGACGACGACUGUGAUGUUUGCCGUUGUCAAACUGGGGGUUUUCAAACGAAGAAGCCCAAUCUAUUUGAUCUCCACCGCUAACAUGCUCUGCGAUUGUAUACAGCUCGUACUAGCCAUUACUUACCUUGUUCCAUCCAUUAUAUGCGAUAGCUGGCUUUUCGAAGGGGAAAGACACAACAAGUUUUCGCAAUUUCUUGGAGCUGUUUUCCUAUUCUGCUGGUACUACGGAUCAGUAGCACAAAUCCUCAUGGCUGUCAAUAGAUUUUCCUUUGAUCACGAAUACCUUUCUUACUCCUACACUGUCAAGGAUGACGUUCCCAACUACUCCAACAUGUACAUUGAUUUACCUCUGAACUCAUCAUCAUCAGCUAUUUGUGCUGCAUGUUAUUUUUAUGUGAGGUUUGAUUAUAAUACUGCAAACGCUCGCUUGAGUGGCUCAUUCAGAUCAUCCUCUACAUACGCACUGCAAUUUUGUGCAAUUUCUGUGUUUUACUUGUGUGGUUGGGUCACAUUUCGUAUAUUUCCUGUACUAAUUGGCGCUAGAGGAGUGGAAUAA
Messenger RNA from Cylicostephanus goldi, 618 nucleotides. The record is from the annotation of a GenBank genome assembly. NCBI's taxonomy places the organism in Eukaryota, Metazoa, Nematoda, Chromadorea, Rhabditida, Strongylidae.